GUUGUAGUAUUGACAACCUAAUUAAAAAGAAGAAGAAUUGAAGAAGUAAGUCAAAAGGAAAACUGUUAUUCAUUUGAUUUGGUUGAAAAUAAAGAUUUGGAAUAUGCCGCCCAAGUUAAAAUUUUCUGAAGGCGAAAAAGUCUUGUGUUUUCAUGGUCCCUUAAUAUACGAGGCCAAAUGUUUGAAAUCGACAAUUACAAAAGAAAAACAGGUCAAAUAUUUCAUACACUAUGCUGGCUGGAACAAAAAUUGGGAUGAGUGGGUUCCAGAAAGCAGAGUUCUAAAAUAUAAUGAGGCCAAUGUAGCAAGGCAAAAAGAAGUACAAAUGGCUCAUUCUGCUCAGCCUGGUAAACCAAAGAAAACAGCCAAAAAGUCCAUCUCUGCUAAACCUGAAUCUGUAAAGGAUGGAGACUCUAGAGCUAGUACACCAGUAGCUGAAUUACCAAAAGCAUCCAAAAGAAAGGAAGUUAAUACACCUUUAAGUGGGCAAGAUUCCAGUUCUGAUAUUCCCAAGAAAAAGAAGGGACGCCUCGAUCCGACAGUUGAGCCAGAAGAUCAGUUUGUGUGCAAGGUUGAAAUUAAAGUUAAAAUUCCUGAUGAACUGAAACCGUUGCUUGUUGAUGACUGGGAUGUCAUCACGAGACAAAGAAAGCUUUUGAAUUUGCCUGCUAAGUUGACUGUUGAUCAAAUUCUGACCAAUUAUUUGACAUACAAAAAAUCCAUCAAGUCAAAUACCUCCAGUAAGGAAUCAGCUACCAUAGAAAUUGUUAAAGGAAUCAAAGAAUAUUUCAACGUAAUGCUGGGUACCCAGCUACUUUACAAGUUCGAGAGACCUCAAUAUGCAGAAAUCCUCCAAUCUCACCCGGAUAAGCCGAUGUCCGAAAUAUAUGGCUCAAUUCACUUGUUGCGCCUGUUCGUCAAACUAGGUGCUAUGCUGGCCUACACCCCCAUGGACGAACGGAGCAUACAGCUCCUUCAAGUGAACUUCCAGGAUUUUCUCAAGUAUUUAGUGAAAAACAGCACUCAGCUAUUCAACUUACAGGAUUACGGGAACGCAUCUCCUGAAUACCACAGAAAAGCGCUGUGAUAUAAGGAUGAACUUGAUUGGGAUAGCUGCGACUAAGGCAGUUUGUAUCGUAAGUUUGGUGGACACUGUGCAACACCGAAAUUGAAGAAUUGCGAUCUCAUAAUUUUUGUCUGGCCGACUGAAAUUGUGUCAUCGUUGUUUACGAUAGUAAUUGUAUCUCUUUUAUUUUUUAUUGUUUGGCUGAGUUGAAAAGGUGAGUAAAGGCUUUCGUUGUUGAGGUAGACAGUUCAGUCAUGACAAUUGACUUGGAUUAACUGGGCAAACAGGUGAAGGUUUUUGAAGAAUUUGAAAUGUAUUUUGUGGUUGUGAGAAGGUCACUUCCCCAAUUCAUAAAUGAAUGAAUAAAUCUAAUUAUUUUACUGUUUUUGACAAUAAGAUGGGCUCUGUUGAAGGGAUUUAUUAGAUCACAAAAACUUUUCAAGACAGACUUAAGAUUGGCGUGAAACAAUUAUCUUUAAUUCAACAAUCAAUAGACUUUCUCACUGCUAGUGGACAAAAUAAGGUAUGUUUUUUUCAGAUUUUUUAUUUUUUGAAUGACUUCAACCUUGAAACUCGAAAUUUUUACUUUAAACUUUGAAAUUUCAAAAAUUCAAUAUUUGUAGCUGAGAAACCAGCGUUUUUUUGGUAUUGUUUUCCUGUAUCACGGUAUAUUUUAAAAAUAUAUCUUGAAAAAUGUUGAUAAUUGGAGUGAAAUUUUUAUUUAUACACAAAAAUCGGAAAGUACAUUAAGAGGCAGUAAUUUAAAAUUCAGAUUAAAAUUUUCUAUUUAUACUUUUUAAAAGCCUGUCACCUGUUUGAUACUUAACUGAAAAUAAAAUUCUCGCUCAAACGUGCCAUUUAACUCGCAACCAAAGAUUUAACAAUGUUUUGAAGAAUGAAUAUUGUCAAUGUUUAUCAAGAAGGGUUCGUUAUUUAAUAAUUGUUGUUUUGAUUGAUUAAUUAAGAUUGUUCUAGAGUUUGUCGUUUUAUAUGAAGACUUUGUGAGGGUAAGAUUUUUGAGAAAAAAAACAUUUUUGUCAGUUUUCACUUCAUUUCUAAAAACUAACUAGUAUUACCAAAAGAAAAAAUGGCACCAUUAUUUAAUCUCUGAAACCCUCUUCAUCACAUGAACAUGAACCAUAUUCCCGACAUUGUCACAAAUAAUCAAAUCAUUACUGUUUCAAAGUUCAGCAAUGUUUGUUAUAUUCAUUAUCACUAUUUCUUGUUGGGUAUUAUUAAAUUAUAGUUUUUUUUAUUUAAUGACUGUAUUUUGUAUCAAAUGAAUAAAAUAUUGAUAUAAAGUG
Molecule: messenger RNA, 2370 nt
Organism: Leptinotarsa decemlineata (Colorado potato beetle)
Lineage: Eukaryota; Metazoa; Arthropoda; Insecta; Coleoptera; Chrysomelidae
Gene: MRG15
Product: mortality factor 4-like
Biological process (GO): chromatin organization; regulation of DNA-templated transcription
Cellular component (GO): nucleus; NuA4 histone acetyltransferase complex
Source: RefSeq, a predicted model, not a curated record